CCUACAUGGAUAAUCUAACUCACUAGCCAGCAAACGUUUUACAGGCGAAGACGAAAAAUCAUAUCGGUGUCAAAUGAAGAAUUUAGAUCUUUUACUGAGAAUAAAUACCAAUGUUACAGAUCAGAGCCUCUGGACCAAUAUAAAGACCUCCUGCUUCAAGAAGUUUGAGCUACCGCAUGCUAAGACAGUACCUGGAACGGCAUGGACUCUCUCCUGAGAUACAGUGGAGGUAGCAGCGGCAAGCAAGCAUUUAUAUUGGAGGAUGAUACAAACAUGUCUAUCAACCACUGGAAUCCUAAGACUGGGGUCUCCAUAGAGACAUGAACUGUUGAUCUACCGUAUGUUAUUGUGCAUGUGCAGCCCAAGAAUUAGACCUGGACCGCACGCAAUGUCUCCUUUCACCGCCAUGGGGGUUUUUUGUGGAUUGUUCCUUCCUCUGUCUCUCAGUGAAUACAACACUCUGAACUGUAUCCCACGGAAAAGUGUCCUCUACCAGAACAAUAUGAAGCUGUUCAGAGAGGAGGGGAUUUGGAACUACUCCACCAUGUUGGUUCGAGAAGAUCUGGGCCUGCUGCUUCUUGGGGCUCGAGAGGUUGUCUAUGCAUUGAACAUCUCUGAUAUCUCCAUCAAGAAAGCUGUGGUAUAUUGGCAGGUCACGGAUGAGAAACAGAAAGAUUGUAAAUACAAAGGGAAACACGCUGAGAUUGAAUGCCGUAACUACAUACGGACGCUACAUAAAGUAGAUCACAGCCGAAUGUAUGUGUGCGGGACUAAUGCUUUCAGCCCCAUCUGUGAUUACAUGACAUACUCUGAAGGAAAACUGACGCUGGAGAAUACGUUGGAAGAGGGAAAAGGGAAAUGCCCCUUUGAUCCCUUCCAGAGAUACUCUUCCAUCAUGGUUGGAAAUGACCUGUACUCUGCUACGUCUAUCAACUUCCUGGGAUCUGAGCCUGUGGUUCUUCGCAGCUCCAAUUCUUCACUACGCACUGAGUUCAAGAGUUCAUGGCUUAACGAGCCCAACUUUGUGUACAUGGACCUUGUCCCAGAGAGCAUGAACAACCCAGAGGGCGAUGAUGAUAAAGUCUACCUGUUCUUCAGUGAAAACGCUGUGGAGUAUGACUUCUACAACAAGCUUGUGGUGUCAAGAGUGGCCCGUGUUUGCAAGAAGGAUAUGGGUGGCCAGCGGACUCUCCAGAGAAAGUGGACGUCAUUCCUGAAGGCCCGUCUGGACUGCUCUCUACCAGAGCCCAGUCUGCCCUCUGUUGUACAGGAUGUCUUCCUAGUCAAAGACAGUGACUGGGGCAAAAGUGUUUUCUAUGCAGUGUUCACUCCCCAGUCGAGCUCGUCCGACGUGUCUACAGUGUGUGCAUACAAUAUAUCAGCCAUAGGACACUUGUUUGAUACAGGGAAGUUUAAGACACCAGUGACUGUUGAGACGUCCCAUGUGAAGUGGGUCAUGUACAGUGGAGAAGUGCCCACCCCUAGACCUGGAGCUUGCAUUAACAACGCAGCGCGGUCCCAUGGGAUGAUGAGCUCCCUGGACCUGCCAGACAAGACCCUGCAGUUCAUCAGAGACCGGCCUCUUAUGGAUGACGCUGUGCCCCCGUUGACUGGGCGUCCGCUGCUGGUCAAGAAAGGGGCCAAGUUCACACGCCUUGUGGUGGACAACGUGCUAGCUCUCGACGGAGAGAGAUACGCAGUGUUGUUCAUUGGCACAGAGAAUGGAUAUGUGCAGAAGGCUGUCAACUAUGCUGGGGAGAUGUUUAUCAUUGAGGAGAUACAGCUGUACCAGACCCCAGAUUCUAUCAAGACCAUGCGUCUCUCCUCAAGCACGGGUCAGCUGUAUACAGGCUCAGACUAUGGAGCUGUGCAGAUGCCUCUGAGUGACUGCGGCCGCUAUGAGUUGUGUCUGGACUGUGUCUUGGCCAGAGACCCUUACUGUGGCUGGGACCUGUCUGCUGGCCUCUGCUCUGAUGUGUCCAACUCAAAAUAUGCCUCAGAAAUCACUUCCUACUUCUCUGGGAAAAUUAUUCAAAGUCUUAAAGAGGGUGAUAUCUCAAAAUGUCCCAAAUCAGAGACAGUGAAGCCAGAGAAUUACACCCUAUUUCCUGGAAACAACAUCAAGCUGCCAUGCCAGCCUGACUCCAACCUGGCAGUGGUACACUGGAUUUUCUCAGGACAACCUCUGCCCUCUGACACCAAGCAUUACAUAUACAACGAAGGCCUCCUUAUCCUCAAUGCCUCGGCCGACGACGCCGGCCAAUACACCUGCGAGUCUGAAGAACAGGUCAACAGCAGGACAAUCACCAGGACUAUGGCAAUCUAUCGGUUGCAGCCCAACACACACACGGGGGGGAGUGAGACGACAACAGAGCCCCCCUAUGGCCACAGUACCGCAGGACCAGAGGUAACGGAGGAAACGGACCCUUUGGAUCCCCCCCUGCCCCCUGCUUCACGAAGUGAGGAUCACAGGGUUGUAGGCCUGCAGGUGGCGGUGGCUAUUCUCUCUCUGAUGCUGGUCGGCCUGGUAGCCUGGAACCUGUAUAAAGGACAAUUUAGAAAGAGGUCCUCAGCGACCUCAGGAGCUGGCCAGUUGAAAAACCCAUCCAUUAACUACACGCACAUUCAAAACAGUCGGACUUCAGAGAUCAAGCCGCUGAGAACUGCACCCAUUCAUAAUGCUAACAAUAAUCACUGUGCUAUCAUUACCUUAAAAGGGAAUGGGGAGCAAAACUUCUCCUCUGGAGGGAACACUAUGAAUGUGGAUGGUUUGGGGUACAUUCAUGAUGAAUCGGAGAUCUGACCCCAUUGGGAGUUUGCUCUUCUUUCACCAGGCAGCUGAUUAAGGCCAUGUCUGGCUAAUUUACUUGUGUUAGAGGCAAAUAUUUGUAAGAAUAUUUCAGCCACUUCAUCUGUAUGUGGAAUUUAUUUUGUUUUUCAUGAGGCAAAAUCCAUGAAAGCUCUGAAAUGUGUGGCAGGAAAAGAAGUAAAAGCAAAUUCCAUGCUAGAAUCUCUGAAUACAAUAAAUUGGCUUAGGAGGGGUUGAGGGAAUGAAUAGCCAACACACUGCUUGAGUGAUGAAGGUUGGAAUAUGCAGAUAGAGAAAAGACACAUGCUUUCUUUGAUAGGUGGUGCGUUUUUUUCUACCCUCCCAAUUUCGUGAUAUGCAUUUAUGGCCUUGGCAAGUCAUCACAUAUCAACAGCAUGUGCAGGAACACUCCAAUAUUGUAAUGUUUCCUGCAAAGAAAAGGCUGUUCUGUUUUUACCACACUGCUCGGUUAACCAGGAUGUUUACGCCAGCACACACAGGAGAUUAAGUCAUUCUUAACAAAAUCACUAAAUCCCACGAUUAACUAUUUUGUACAGUCAAACAGGUGUACAUAUUGUAUUAAGUAUUAUUUAUUUGUAUUUUCCAUCAAAACCCAGUAACCUGAAUACAAUAUAAAAAAAAAGAUGAUCAAAUUCAUGUAUUUGUUGUGUAAUGGCUAGUGAAAACCCUUUCACAAAAUUGACAGAAUAUAUUCCAGGUCAAGCAUGGUGAUGAAAGUAUGAUGUUUUGCAAUAUAAGGACCUGGAAAACUUGCCAUCCUUCAAGGAACCAUAAAUUCUGCUCUGUAUCAGAGAAUUCUAAGAGAAGCUGGCAGAAUCUGAAGCACACCUGGUGUAAGUCCACAUCGGGGUAACUGAUGGCCUAGCAUUUAGAGCACCAAAAAAAUAACCAAAAGGUUGGUAGAGGUGUUGUUCUGUUACCUGAGCAGGAUGGACCGUAAAGCCAAUUGGAGCAGUUAAAUCAGAGCAGUUGAAAUGCAUUGUAGUUCAUCGACACCUACAGGAAGCAUUUGGUUUUACACACAAGAAACUAAGUAUAAGGGCACACAAUGGUUUUCACAUGGGGGCAUUGGUUGUUGCUGAAAUUUGUCUAUGGAAUAAAACAUUUAAAAAUGUA
Esox lucius (northern pike) is the source of this 3946-nucleotide messenger RNA. RefSeq lists its product as uncharacterized. Bases 341 to 2803 code for a protein of 820 amino acids. Gene Ontology annotation, molecular function: semaphorin receptor binding; chemorepellent activity. Gene Ontology annotation, biological process: positive regulation of cell migration; negative regulation of axon extension involved in axon guidance; axon guidance. The record is from RefSeq and is a predicted model, not a curated record. The transcript has 15 exons. Lineage: Eukaryota; Metazoa; Chordata; Actinopteri; Esociformes; Esocidae.